This is a messenger RNA of Paramisgurnus dabryanus, 3122 nucleotides long. It is a transcript of the gene evla, whose product is annotated as Enah/Vasp-like a. NCBI's taxonomy places the organism in Eukaryota, Metazoa, Chordata, Actinopteri, Cypriniformes, Cobitidae. The record is from RefSeq and is a predicted model, not a curated record. Gene Ontology annotation, molecular function: actin binding; profilin binding; SH3 domain binding. Gene Ontology annotation, biological process: protein homotetramerization; actin polymerization or depolymerization; positive regulation of actin filament polymerization. Gene Ontology annotation, cellular component: cytoskeleton.
UUCCGAUAAGCCUCUUUCUCAUUGUCAUAACACGGAGGAAAAUGGCAACUACAGUGCGCGUUUGCGGUCCGCAAUUCAAAUCGAUGUAAUAGGCGCGACCAUGAGCUAAACAUCGGAUAUGUUUUAUUCUGCUGUGAUAUGCUGUAGACAUUUAGACACAUCUGCAUUGCUGCUUGUCCGUGGACCGGCUGUGCAUCGCUGGAUGAGCAGUGAACCUUCAAGCUGACCAUUGUUAUAUUGAAUAGUACACGUGUAGUGUUAUAUACACGCGCACAUAGACAUUUAUGCGCCGAUAGCUUUAUAUAAACCGGUUCGCCUCAGUGGCUUUCCCGAGGUUCAUUUAUUCUUUAUAUUAUUUAUUACAUUGAUAUUCGCGUGGACAGCAUCGGAAAAUGAGUGAACAAAGUAUUUGUCAAGCCCGAGCCUCUGUGAUGAUCUACGAUGACACCAGCAAAAAAUGGGUGCCAGUCAAACCGGGCCAACAGGGCUUCAGCCGUAUCAACAUCUAUCACAACACUGUCAACAACAGUUUCCGUGUUGUGGGAGUCAAACUGCAGGACCAGCAGGUUGUUAUAAACUACUCCAUUGUGAAAGGUCUGAAAUAUAACCAGGCCACGCCAACUUUUCACCAAUGGCGUGAUGCGCGGCAGGUUUAUGGGCUGAACUUUGCCAGCAAAGAAGAGGCCACCACCUUCUCAACAGCCAUGCUCUUCGCUCUCAAUGUACUGAGCUCUCAGGAUGCAGGUCCAGCGCCACAUCGCCAGAAUGGACCGGUGACGGAUGAUGCUGAGGCUCAGAGGAGGCAGAUGAUGGACCAGCAUCAGAUGCAGAUAGAAAGAGAGCGAAGAACUUCUGGCAACGCAGUCUCCACCCUUCAGUUUAAAGUGUCACCAUCUGCGUCCGAAACCGUUCCGCAUGACCCCAGACAGUAUCGGGCUAACACUCUCCCCCCUUCCUAUGCUCACCCAAACCCUACCACAUCUUCCUCCCCUUCCUCUUCCCACGAGCGGGAGAGCGGCUAUCGCACAGUGGACUCUCCUCAUAAAAAGGCCCAGCUUUCCACCUCUCUGGCUUCUGCUUUCUCUCCCGUGCAGCCGGGAGUGACUCCCCCGCCACGCAACGUCAAGCAAAUUCCUCUUUCCCCUCCUUCUGGCCAAGAUACUGCUCCAAAACCCACCUGGUCCUCCAUCCAUAUGUAUGCCCCAUUGCCUGCUGCGUCUCCUCCCGUUAUAAUGGCAGUGCCCAUCAAGCAGCCCAUUCUACCUGUCGCCCUACCCAUGCCAUCCUUAAACAACGGUCCGAAAGCACCUUACUUGGAACCUUUGUCACACCACCAGUCAUCCAAUGGCCAUCCAGAGGAAUACUACCCUUACCAAACCCCUCCCACACACUAUCCAGUACAAGAGUCAUCCUACCCACUUCCCGCUCUCACCGGCCAGCCCGUUCAAGACCACGCCCACCACCUUCAGAUUGCCUCCUCGUGCCACCUGCAACACCCACACCAGGCCACGCCCCUAUUUGACACCACGCCCAUUCUGUCUGAGGGGCCCAAGACAUCUCCCUCACCUGUUUAUCAGAAUGCCACAGCACCCAUCACAGGUCCUCCUCUUCCACCAGGUCAUCCUUCGAUGCUCUCAUCCACCCCUCCCAUUUAUCCCCCUACCUCAAUAUCCAUGGCAGGUCCACCUGCUCCUCCACCGCCACCUGGGCCUCCACCGCCAGGGCCUCCACCACCCGGGCCGCCACCACCUGGGCCGCCACCACCUGGACCACCACCACCUGCAACGGUGCCCCCUCCCAUGCCACCUCCACUGCCGGCUGGUGGAGGUUCUGCUCCAUCCGGGCUUGCUGCAGCUAUAGCUGGAGCCAAGCUGCGCAGAGUGCAGCGGGCUGAGGAGAGCAGCGGUAAGAACGAUGCCAACCGUUCCAGUGGAGGCAGUGGAGGAGGUGGAGAAGGUCUCAUGGAGGAGAUGAACGCCAUUUUAGCACGGAGGAGGAAGGCCUCAGAAAAACCAGAAGAGCCUCAAAACGAAGAAUCCAGUGGCUCUCCUUCAUCUGCCUCACGUGGUUCAGGCCCACAAAAUUCAGCAGAUCCUGUGAAGAAACCAUGGGAGCGAGCAAACUCUUCCGAUAAGUCCUCGGCUUUGUCAAGGGCGAAACCUGCCGGGAGCACAAGUGACGGGGAGUCAUUUGACUUUGACAGAAUGAAACAGGAGAUCUUGGAGGAGGUCGUUCGAGAACUGCAGAAAGUUAAAGAAGAAAUAAUCGAUGCCAUUAGAAGGGAACUGCUAAGAAUCGGUUCCACAUAAGUCUUCUAAAUUGUCAAUUACGACGGCUGACGACGACCGAAGGUUCGAGCAAGUACAGGAAAGCGCACAUGAAAGAUUUCUCGCAUCAUGUCUGGAACGUUGGGUUGCAGAAAUGGUGUGCAGAAACUAGGCAUUGCUGAGGAAAAUGCGUAAGGGGUUCGAGUGAGUGAUUGUGUGAAUGAACGAGCGGAUGGAAACGUAGACCUUCACACUGAAUUUUCUAUUUUCUUCAGUAUGAACGUUACAAGACGGUCCACUGUGCAGCUUGCUGCCCCUGCUCUUACAAGUCUUAAAGUUGGAAAUUAAUGAAAAUAUUUUUUGUUUUAUAAGUUUAUACUGUCUUAUUGUUUUAUUGGUCAUUGUUAUUAUUGUUAAGAAUUGUAUUAUAUUAAAUGAGAGAGUUACGAAGUUGCACGACAAUUAUUGUCAGCCUUUUAUAUUUUAUAUUACUGCUCUUAUUCUUUGGUUUUACAGUAAUACGUACACACAGCACACAUUUGUGCAGCAAACUACUGCACAACUGAACGUCUCUGAUGUUUAUUUUUGUUUUGUUUUGUGGCCAGUGCAGAAAAUCAGUGGACAUUUGAAUGAUUUGAAGGUUUUAGAUAAUAUAUAGUCAAGCGCAAGGAUGGAGACAGAAACGUAUGCAGAAAAAAGUUCUUGAAAGUGGAAUUGUACUGAAAUGUGUCUUCGGUUCAUCCUGAUUUGAAAAUUCACAGAAUUGACGUUUAACUCCGUAAUAAAUUAAACUGUGAACCCUGAAUCUGUCAUAUGGUGAGCGUGUGAUAAUGGAAUAAAAACUUUGAAAGUUUU